AUGACAGACAUCAAAGUAGACACGGCGUCGUUUGAUGGGUCGACGCCAGCGGCAAGCAAUCAAGAAAUUCACCAGGUCGACGAGGACAAGCGAUCGACUCAUGGAACGGUAGAUGUGGAGCAAGGACCUACCACGAAGAUCAAGGAGAAUGACGCGGAACAAGUCAACGAUGGUCCUCGUGAUCCAAAUAUAGUUGAUUGGGAUGGCCCCGAUGACCCUGAUAAUCCCCUCAAUUGGACGAAGAAGAGAAAAGUAUUGGCGACUGUUUCGAUCGCAUUGAUCACGCUGCUCACGCCUCUCGGCUCAUCUAUGUUUGCGCCCGGCGUGUCACAGCUAGUGCGCGACUUCAACAUUACAAGUACGGAGCUUGCAUCCUUUGUGGUGUCCGUAUAUCUUCUUGGAUACUGCUUUGGUCCUCUUCUUAUCGCGCCCAUCUCCGAGAUCAUUGGUCGCCGCACCGUCUACAACGUGUGCAACUUCUUCUACGUUGUCUUCACCAUUGCUUGCGCCGUCGCCCCCGACAUUGGAAGCUUGACGGUCUUCCGAUUCCUUGCUGGAUUUGCCGGUAGCUGCCCGCUGACGAUCGGGGCCGGCUCCAUUGCAGACAUGUUCAAGCAAGAAAGUCGAGGUGGUGCUAUGGCUGCUUGGGCCCUGGGCCCUUUAAUUGGCCCUGUCGCUGGACCCGUCGCAGGUGGAUAUCUCGCCCAGGCCAUGGGCUGGAGAUGGACUUUCUGGGUCCUGUCUAUGGCCAGUGGCGCCAUCUUUAUCCUCUCCUUAUUCACCAUCCGCGAAUCUUAUGCACCAACCAUCCUAGCUACGAAGACGAAGAAGCUGCGCAAGGAGACUGGAAACCCGAAUCUGCGCUCCGCCCUCGACACCGGCCGUACUCCGAUGGAUUUAUUCAUGUUCUCCAUCGUCCGACCUACAAAGAUGCUCUUCCUGUCCCCUAUUGUCUUCCUUCUCUCUCUCUACGUUGGCGUCAUCUACGGAUACCUCUACCUGCUCUUCACCACCAUCAGUCUUGUUUUCGAAGACCAGUACGGCUGGUCUCCAGGCUCCGUAGGUCUGGCGUACCUGGGUAUCGGCAUUGGCUCUUUUCUUGGACUUGCCAUCUUGGGUCUCACAUCCGACCGCCUGCUGCACUAUCUGGCUGAGAAGCAUGGCGAGAAAAAACCCGAGUACCGACUGCCGCCUAUGAUUCCAGGAUCACUCUGCGUCCCCAUCUCCCUGUUUAUCUAUGGAUGGUCGGCUUAUUACAAGACUCACUGGAUUGUGCCCAUAAUCGGUACUUCCUUCCUUGGUAUCGGCAUGCUGAUAUCUUUUAUGACCAUCAGCACCUACCUUGUCGAUGCCUUUACAACCUACGCUGCGUCCGCCAUUGCUGCUAACACCGUCUUCCGAUCACUCGCCGGUGCCUUGCUCCCACUUGCCGGUCAGAAGAUGUAUGAAACUCUCGGAUUAGGCUGGGGAAACUCACUGCUUGGUUUUAUUGCACUGGCUCUCUGCCCACUGCCGGUCAUAUUCUACGUCUAUGGCGAGCGCAUCCGAACAAGCAAGAUAUCCCGGGUGGAAUUCUGA
Penicillium canariense is the source of this 1578-nucleotide messenger RNA. RefSeq names its product MFS transporter. Gene Ontology annotation, biological process: transmembrane transport. The transcript has 4 exons. The record is from RefSeq and is a predicted model, not a curated record. NCBI's taxonomy places the organism in Eukaryota, Fungi, Ascomycota, Eurotiomycetes, Eurotiales, Aspergillaceae. Gene Ontology annotation, molecular function: transmembrane transporter activity. The coding region runs from base 1 to 1578 and encodes 525 amino acids.